GACCAACCCGAUCGGCUAUCGGCUAACUGCGACGGAAAUAAGUCGAUCCCACCAACCUCGCCGUUUGAAUCCGAUUCUCAACUUCUUCGGACAACGGCAGUAUGCUAUUAUGAACUGGGUCGAAGGGUCCGGUACACGACCUAGCCAUGGGGGAUACUCUACCUCGUAGUCCGAACAGAGCAUCAUCAGCUAGGCUCAGCAGGAGCACCAAUGCCUGUAUUAGGUGCCGUAGGCGGAAGCAAAGGUGUGACCUUCGCUAUCCAAAAUGUUCAAGUUGCGAGGUUUCGCAGGUACCUUGCUUGACUUACGACAGCGAAAAACAAGCUGAGGUUCCACGUAACUACGUGUCUAUCCUCGAAACGGAGGUCAGGCAAUUGAAAUCCGAACUUGAAGGGCUCCGCAGACAGAGUGUUUCAUCGACAACCUCUGCCAGUCCAGCUCCGACUAAUCAAAAUGACCGUCAAACCGUCAGCUCACCCACUGACGUUCCAACGGUUCAGUCGGUCGCUUCCGAUCCGCAGGAAGUUGUUAAAUCAAUGGGUUUGGUUGUGUUAGAGAGCAACAGCCAACCAAGAUUCAUGGGGACGAGCAGUGGUGUUACCUUCGCUAAAAUGGUUCUUGCUUGUGUUAAAUCUGAUAUUACAGUCCCAAUAUCACCAAGCCCGCCAAGGGGUUCCUCGCUGCGAGUGGCGGCGCCACCGCCUAUCAUAUCCUCUUCACUGCCUCCACGCCACGCAGCUCAACAUAUUUCGGAUGUGUACUUUCGCUACAGAACACCGCAUGUACCCAUCCUAACAAGGUCCAGGGUCGAUGAGGCCUUGGGGCGUGUAUACGGCGCGUUUGACUCGCAUCAUGCCGACUUUUCUGAAAUCGCGGAAAUGGACCUUUUUAUUGCUUACAUUGUCUUCGCUGUGGGACUUUGUAGUUUACCCCUAACAGGUGGGACCAGGCCUCCGCAGAGCGAGGGUUGUUUCAAUUCCGCUCUUCGAUGUAUUGAUAAGUUAUUCUCGUACUCACCUAGCGAUCUCGAGACCUUAACCGUGGUACUGCUCUUAGCCCAGUACAUCGCUUUGAAUCCCAGCAAAGGGAGCCUAUGGCAAUUGACUGGCAUAGCACUACGUUUGUGUGUCGACUUAGGCUUGCAUUGGGAGACCGAAGCUGUUUUGGCUCUACCUGAAGCGACCCUUAACGAAAGACGCCGACUUUUCUGGGCUACUUACCGCUUUGAUCGCACACUGGUCAUUACUCUUGGCAGGCCAUUCGGUAUUGCUGAUCAGAGUACGAGCGUCGGGUUUCCAGACCCAUAUUCUAUGGGUACAGCGGAGGCUCAUUUCCAGCGUAUGGCCAAUCACAUCGUUUCUCUGUACAAGCUCGAGUCGGAAAUUAAACACGUUCUUUAUCACCAGCUCCAGGGGGCGACACUAGCAUACCCCCGAGCUAAUUAUUCGCUAUGGUUUCGCGACGUUCAGCCACGGCUUUCUGCUUGGAGGGACGGAAUACCUGAAAUAUCCAAAGCAGAUCCCGAUAGCAUUUACUCACAGCAGUGCUGGUGGGAUGCUAGGUGGCUGAAUGCAGUGUUACUACUCCAUCGGCCCAACCCUCUAGUUCCAAAUCCUACGACCGAGUCGCUACAAACAUGUUUCGAUGCAGCUUGCCAAAUGAUUAAAGAGAUCAAAACAUUGCAAAGAGAUGGAAGAAUUUGUAUCAUUUGGCAAUAUGUCCAUGGUCUUUUCCUUGCCGGUCUAACUAUGAUUUAUUGUAUUUGGGAGUCUCAGGAUGUUCGGGAUAAGGCGCGAGUCCUCGACAUAAUGACAACAGCACAAGAUUGCGCAAGUACCCUCACAGCCCUAGCGGAACGUUUUCCCGAUGCGAGCGGCUGCAGAGACGCCUUCGAAUCUCUUUCGGCAGCAACUAUGAAGUGGUUAGUAGCAAGAGAACAAGGCAAUAGCAAUCAGCCGAUAUUAGGAAACGAAAUCAAUGCCUUGAGACAGCACAUACCUUUCUCCACAACUGCCUGGAGGGCCGACCAACCUACGAGCAUCUUCCCCGACGAGCCGUUUGAAUUCGCCGAAUACCUCAUCGCAGCAUCACAAUGGCCCGGCUCCAAUAUGGAUGUAGGAACCGCAUUCGGCAUGCAAGACAUAUUUGAUACAUCGGGCGCGGAGUUCUGAUAGGGUACAUGGUAUAAAAUGCGAAAGUUCGCGUAGUCGAAUGGCGUAACAGCGUUGAUAUGGGAAUCUGCUGACUGAAAUUAAAAAUUGUAAGAU
Molecule: messenger RNA, 2267 nt
Organism: Hypoxylon trugodes
Lineage: Eukaryota; Fungi; Ascomycota; Sordariomycetes; Xylariales; Hypoxylaceae
Product: fungal-specific transcription factor domain-containing protein
Exons: 2
Coding region: 147-2171 (674 amino acids)
Biological process (GO): positive regulation of transcription by RNA polymerase II; DNA-templated transcription
Molecular function (GO): sequence-specific DNA binding; DNA-binding transcription factor activity, RNA polymerase II-specific; zinc ion binding
Source: RefSeq, a predicted model, not a curated record